AUGUCAAUCAGAUGCGUCCUGGAGUACCGAAAGCAAAUUUUUGGAAGCGGCUUCGUUAUAGAAAAGGAAAACGGCGAUCGUAUCUUAGGAGCCUCAGCAGCUUAUCAGGUGGCUUCACCUCUGCAUGCCGAACUCGCUGCUCUGACAUGGGCCAUGAAGAAGGCUCUGCAAAUAGGCAUAACAUCUCUCUCCUUUGAGUCAGAUUGCCUGCAGCUAGUGAAACUUAUUGACGAUGAAGAGGAUUGGCCCUCAUUGGCCUCUGAGCUUGAAGAAUUCUAUUUCAUACGCUCUUCUUUUAUUUCCUUCUCACUUUGUUUUAUCCCACGUCUUUUAAAUCUCCGUGCCAAUUGUCUUGCUAAAGAAGCACGGGCACGUGAUAUUUGUUUCUCUUAUGUAGAUCCCUCAAUCCCAAGCUGGUUAGUUCAUAGAACUAACUUGCUUAGUUAA
This is a messenger RNA of Microthlaspi erraticum, 447 nucleotides long. The record is from the annotation of a GenBank genome assembly. Lineage: Eukaryota; Viridiplantae; Streptophyta; Magnoliopsida; Brassicales; Brassicaceae.